UAUUCUCUUUGUUCUUUACAUUUUAUUUGCUAAAGCCAUGAGCGAUUUCGGUGCUUCUCAGGAUGGAAAUUAUAGAUUCUCCUGUUUUGGUUUCGGAAACUCAGGCAAUGUCACGAACAACAUGAACGGAAAAAUUCGUGCUACGCAAAGUUCUCUUCAGCUUCAUAAAAACUAUCAGCUGACCUGUGAUGUUGAGAAAAGUAACAUUGUAGCUAAAAAUAACUUUAACCUUGUCAUUAAGGGACAAAAUCACGAGGCCAAAAUACAGAACACUUUUGGCGUCGCAUUGGAAAAGCAAGAAAAUUGUAGCACGACAAAUAUCAUUAACAUUGCUCCCAAAAAUUCACGGAAUGGUUGGUUUGCGAGAUAUUUUGGAAUAGGACAAAGUGAAGAGCAUCGAAGUGAAGGUAAUCGAAAUUUCAAUGUUCUAGCAAAAUAUUGCAACGCGGCUGAUGUGGAAAACAAUCAAUUCAACAUGGGGAUAUUCAAGACAAAAGUUGAGAAAUUACCUAAUAAUAAAGACAUUGUUUGUGUCGAAAUUGACCGUACAACAUUGGAUCCUGAAAGUUUUCGUGUGGAACGUCAUGGUGAUGCCAAAUUCAUUGCAACGGCUACUAAGGAUGGUAAACCACAGAGCAUUGAGAUAUCGGGUCCCUCUAUCAAAUAUAUGGACACGACUGGAGAAUUUCAUGUAUUUUUGUAUUCAAGUGCGCUUUGAAAGUUAUUACAUCACAUAUAGCAAUAAAUAAUCGGUGUGUUGGUGCGUAUGAUAUUUUUUUCUUAAACUUUGAGUUGUAUGAUUCAAUAAAAUAUGCGAUAAACU
Messenger RNA from Bradysia coprophila, 823 nucleotides. RefSeq lists its product as uncharacterized. Lineage: Eukaryota; Metazoa; Arthropoda; Insecta; Diptera; Sciaridae. The record is from RefSeq and is a predicted model, not a curated record.